Messenger RNA from Peromyscus leucopus (white-footed mouse), 671 nucleotides. It is a transcript of the gene Defb115, whose product is annotated as defensin beta 115. Bases 279 to 551 code for a protein of 90 amino acids. The record is from RefSeq and is a predicted model, not a curated record. Gene Ontology annotation, biological process: innate immune response. The transcript has 3 exons. Lineage: Eukaryota; Metazoa; Chordata; Mammalia; Rodentia; Cricetidae. Gene Ontology annotation, cellular component: extracellular region.
UGGCCAACAUGGGGCAGGACCAGGCCGAAGGAGGGCGCCAGGGAAGACUUCUUGGGGACUAGAUCGACUUUGUCCACAAAGCAGCAGGCUUGCUGUCCCCUUGCCAGAGGGCAUACAGAGGUGACCCUGAAUGCUAGAUGAGCCGCUUUCAGAGAAGACCUGCAGAAGGCAGUCCGGGUGGUGCAUCCCUCUGCCUGCCUCAGAUUUAUUGCCCGUGACUAGGCCCUACCUUGGCCAUUAAAACCAAAAGCAGUCGGAGUUUCCCCAGCACAUUCAGCAUGCUGCGGACUAGCUCCUCAACCCUCUCAGGGCACAUUAAGCUCUGCUUCCUGACCUUAGCUGUCUUUAUGGUCCUGGCUCACACUUCCCCAGAGGGAUGGCUCAAAACGUGCUUUUAUGGACUGGGCAAAUGCAGACGUGAAUGCCGGUCAAAUGAGAAGAAGAAAGAGAUAUGUGGGGAUUUCACGAUUUGCUGUCUUCACAUAUCAAAGUCAAAACUAUCCAACAUACCUCUGAGCAACACACGGAAAAAGAAUGAGUCUUCUUGUUAAGAUCCAGGAAGAUCCAAGGCAUCAGCAAGCCAAGGAGAGAUGCUGAAGAGAACCAGCUCCACUGAUGUUUGGACUUUGUCCCCAGAAUUGUGAGAAAAUAAACUUCUGUUGUUCAAGUCA